Messenger RNA from Achroia grisella, 1847 nucleotides. It is a transcript of the gene NGR-A1, whose product is annotated as somatostatin receptor type 2. The record is from RefSeq and is a predicted model, not a curated record. NCBI's taxonomy places the organism in Eukaryota, Metazoa, Arthropoda, Insecta, Lepidoptera, Pyralidae. Gene Ontology annotation, cellular component: membrane; neuron projection. Gene Ontology annotation, biological process: G protein-coupled receptor signaling pathway. The transcript has 3 exons. Gene Ontology annotation, molecular function: peptide binding; somatostatin receptor activity. The coding region runs from base 161 to 1411 and encodes 416 amino acids.
UAAUGAUGACACUUCUAGCGGCGUUGCCUUACAGGUAGAUACGAGUACAUCGCUAUUAGUUCGGACGACGAUUAUUCACGUAACUACUCUUGAUACAAAAUGUAAGCAUCGCUAUCGUCUUGAAAUCUUUCCUUCUUCAAGAGAUCGUAUUUCUACAACAAUGGAUUUCGAAGAGGUGGAAUUAUACGGAAAUGGCAGCUCCACUUACUACAACGGGACAUACAAUGGCACGUAUGAGAACUGCCCAAACAACAACCUGCCCAUCGUCUACAUUGUCACACAAGUGUUGUACGCUCUCGUCUGCGUCGUGGGUUUGCUCGGGAACACAUUAGUCAUUUAUGUGGUGCUCCGAUACUCCAAAAUGCAAACUGUUACCAAUAUGUACAUAGUCAACCUUGCUAUCGCAGACGAAUGCUUCCUGAUUGGCAUACCGUUCUUGAUCAUCACGAUGUCUCUCCGCUCUUGGCCGUUUGGCCGCUUCAUGUGCAAGGCUUAUAUGAUAUCAACCGGAAUAAAUCAGUUCACCAGCAGUAUAUUCCUUUGCAUAAUGAGUGCAGAUAGAUACAUAGCUGUGUGUCAUCCGAUAGCUGCACCUCAACUGCGGACGCCUUUUGUAUCACGUGUCGUAUCUGCUGCGGCUUGGACAGCCUCUGCUCUCGUUAUGACACCAAUAUUCAUGUACACUACUCUGAUACCAACAGAAAAUGGAUUGUCGUGCAACAUUGUUUGGCCAGAAAAAGAAUCUAGUAAAGGUCAAACCACUUUUACUUUGUAUUCAUUUGCUUUAGGAUUUGCUGUUCCAUUAUGUCUGAUCUUCAUCUUUUAUUGCCUCGUUAUUCGUAAACUGAAGACUGUGGGACCAAAGAAUAAAUCUAAAGAGAAAAAGAGAUCUCAUAGAAAAGUGACCAAGCUCGUGUUGACUGUGAUUGCGGUGUAUGUUUUAUGCUGGUUGCCGUAUUGGGCAUUUCAGGUUUCCUUGAUUUACUCUCCACCUACGGAAUGUGCCAGUCGAAUCACUAUUACCGUUUUCCUCGUGGCAGCCUGCUUCAGCUACAGCAAUUCGGCGAUGAAUCCGAUUCUUUACGCUUUUCUGUCUGAUAACUUCAAGAAGAGUUUCUUGAAGGCGUGUACUUGUGCAGCAGGAAAAGAUGUUAACGCUGCUCUUCACGUAGAGAACAGUGUUAUACCACGGAAACGAGGAGGAGGGGCUGCACGAGCCCAAGCCAGAUCUGCAGCAGAGAAGGGGUUGUCUGCGGCGACUUGUGGAAUUGCUGGAGGGUCACGAUCAGAGGCCUCGACUGCGCUGACGUCACGAUCGAUAGCAGCAAGCGAGGCAGUACCACUCGAGGCUCGUCCAGCAACCCUCGCCCCUCUUAUAGCACCAAAUGGUCUGUCUCAUUCGAGGCUUUGAGUGAAGGCUUCGGGCCAUGAUCGUAAGCCCUCCAGCGUGAUGCUGGAAGAAGACACCCUUAUAGUGUCUAUUGAUUAAGACUGUCUAAGUAUGUAUUAGAUGGUGUGGCUGACAGCUGAGUGAGACACGAGCCCUGUCUUGCUCUGGCUGUCGGAGAUGAUAUAGGAGAGGUAUCAUUGACUAGUAUAUCCAUUUUUAGAUAAACGACGAAUUAUUCCUGGUAUGAAAUUUGCAGUAAUUUGUUUAUUUUUUCUUAUUGUGUACAAAAUUUUUGGAGUGUAUGAUCUAGGGUUGUAACAAUGAAUUUAUUAAAGUAUAAUUUUUUUAUCGCCUAGCGACUGUAAGUUUACUGUUUGUAUACCAGUAAUUAUUCUGUAAAAAUGUACAUAUCGUGUAAAUAUUCAUACAAUUUGUCAUAAUGUGAGAGUUGUAAUAA